Molecule: messenger RNA, 342 nt
Organism: Bufo gargarizans (Asiatic toad)
Lineage: Eukaryota; Metazoa; Chordata; Amphibia; Anura; Bufonidae
Source: the annotation of a RefSeq genome assembly
AUGACCCUAUUUGUUAUUCUUACCCUAGUAAUUGUUUCAAUUUUGGCCUCCAUCAGCUUCUGAUUGCCAACCAUCAACUCAGACUCAGAAAAACUCUCACCUUAUGAGUGCGGCUUCGACCCGCUAGGAUCCGCCCGCCUCCCAUACUCCAUGCGAUUCUUCCUAGUCGCCAUUCUUUUUCUCCUCUUUGACCUAGAAAUCGCCCUUCUCCUCCCCACCCCCUGAGCCGCACAACUUCCCUACCCCACCCUAUCUAUUCUUCUAGCAUCAGUGAUCUUAAUUCUUUUAACCUUGGGAUUUGUCUAUGAGUGACUUCAAGGGGGCCUAGAAUGAGCUGAGUAA